Messenger RNA from Besnoitia besnoiti, 5301 nucleotides. RefSeq names its product putative histone lysine methyltransferase, SET. The record is from RefSeq and is a predicted model, not a curated record. NCBI's taxonomy places the organism in Eukaryota, Apicomplexa, Conoidasida, Eucoccidiorida, Sarcocystidae. The transcript has a single exon. The coding region runs from base 1 to 5301 and encodes 1766 amino acids. Gene Ontology annotation, molecular function: protein binding.
AUGUUGGAGACUAUUUCCAAGUUGUUUUCCGGAUCUAAAGAGGAGCCUAGCACCGGCUCCAGUGAUGGGCAGCCACAAGUCGCAGCCGCCGCUGCGCCGGCUCUCGACCCGGCGAGCCCUGAGUGGCUGAGCUACUACGCCAAGGUUGCCCCCCCAGAAAUCAGCAGGUGGGUUAACCCCGAGGAUGGCUCGGGCUCCAUCCCGUACGCAAAGCUGGUCGAGAACCUCAACACCCUCAACAUCCCUGCUGUCCCCAUGAAGGCCUUCAGCCCUGAGACGGCUGAGGAGGUUGCGUCACGGAGUGCCUCCAAGGCGUCAGGCGGGUACGUCCGCGCGGCCUCCCUCAAGCAGCCCCGUGGAAGGUCUGUGAACAGCGCGCAGCGCUCAGCAUCUGAAGCUCCCAGGGAACUGAACGGCGCAGGUCAACUUGCGGCUCAGGCCUCCUCGGGUCUGGGGGCGCGCGGAGACUCUCGCCUUCGAUCCGCCAGUAUCGCCUCCGGCGUGCCUUUCUCUGGCGCGGCACACACGCCUCAAGGUCCGGCCUCACGCCUGCACAGCGACGCGCCCUCGGAGCCGGCUCUGUGUCUGCCUGUGACGUCGACGAUCCGUUCCUAUGUUGGUCCAGUCGCCGAUGUGCGGGGCCCCAUUACGGGCAUGAGGAUUGGCGAGCUUUCCCGCCCAGGCCCGAACUCGCAGGUCCCUCCCAACUACGUCGAGGUCGUUAACUCGUGCCACGUGCAGCCGCACGGCGUUCCGUCCACUUUUCAGCUUCGCACGGAGGGCUCGAUGCAAGAUGGCGCCUCCGCAGGAACGCCCGCGGCGGGUAUCAGCGCCCCUGUCGUCGCAACAACGAGCGAUGCCUUGGUGCAAGUGCGCGGAGCUGCGCCGGCAUCGAACGGUCCCUUCCACAAGCCGCCGCCAAUUUUUCUGCAGCCCGUCACGGCACAGACCCCCACAGCUGGCGCAGGCCAAGAAGGCUCUGAAUCCCUUUCGGCCACCAAAGGCGUCGUGUACAAGCUGGGUCAGUACGUGUGGAGUGAAGAGGACAUCAAGGCCGGAACUGGAAACAAGCCGGACUCUCCUCUGGACCCGCUGGUGCGUCAGAUCUGCUCCGGCGCGAUCUUCCCGAAAGUGCUAGGUGCGGAGGAACCCGCGGACGAAACACAGGCGCAACCCGCCGAAGCACAACCCGUUCAGCAGCCUGCCAUCAACAUCGAAGAGGUCAUCCCCGCCACGGCGCUCACCAUCGAGGAACUGGGCAUUCCGUCCAUCGUGAACUUCUGCAAGAGCAAACGCGCAGACCUGGAGAAGAUGACUGACGCUGCCGUGGCAGUUCGCGAGGACACGGAGAACCAAGAAAGCCUGUCCAACAAGGGUGGAAAAGGCGGUCUUUGCUCGGUCAGUCGGCUGUCCAAAGGAGCGGUGGUGUUCGUCGAGUUGCCUGUCAUCACCGCGGACGUCAGCGCCACUGGACUAUGGCCCUCGUUCCAAAACCUCACGGACGACCAGAAGGCCGUGCUUGAGAAGCUCGAGGGGAGCGCUGCCGACCUGACGAACACCGAGGCUUUGACAUGCGUCCUCCACUGCAAGAAUGCCGGCGCCCUCGCGUCCGCCGCAGCCUUCCAGGAGUUUUACGGAAAGAUGAAGCUGAACGCACAUUGCCUGAGCCGCGGGCGCGGCUGGGCCCUGUAUCCUCGUGCGGCUCGUGUCAAGCAUUCCUGCAGACCAAACGUCACCUACCGCAACCUGGACGGCCUACUCGUCGUCUUUGCCCUUGAAGACAUCGAGGCAGGUGCACCCCUUACGAUGAGCUACAUUGAUCAGCUCUACCUUCCGACGGAGGAGCGCCGCAAGCGGGUCCUGGCCACGAAGCGCAUCUUCUGCCAGUGCACGCGGUGCGUGGACACCUGCCAAAAAGAAAGGAAAAUCCUGUGUCCCGAGUGCCGUCCUGUCAAGCUUCGCUUCACGGAGGACCGAGAGGCACGCGAGGCUGCUCAGAAGCAAAGUGAACUCGCUGUGCGCGUGCGCCCGAUGUUGCCGCCUCUUCCUGAAGGCGACGACGAAUGUGCAGCUUCUGAACGAAGCGCCAGCGACGGCCAGGAAGUCCUCGACACCGAGAGACCCGCGCAGCCGGUGCUCAAGAACUCUUCGUCCUUCGACAAGUCGUGCCACAGCUCAGACUACGAGGGUGGCGAGGAAGGAAAGUCGUAUGAUGGCUGCUCAUCCGACUGCGAGGCCUCAAGUGAUGGCGAGGACGAGCUUACCUACCGUUUGUACAGCAACGCCAAGUCCGAGAAGUCCAACGAAACGGAAGAGGUUGACUCUGAGCAGGAAGAGUCGCUCGCUGGUGAGGAGCAGGCUGCCGGCGCAGAGAGCGCGGAUUCCGAGACCGCGCGUCAGAGCAGCACGACAGCUUCCCCGCUCUCAAGCGAAAACGAGGCCAGCGCGGACUCCACGAGAGACGCGAAGCAAGGCAAGAAGGCUCAGGGUGGCAAGCCUCUGAUGAGCCUGACGUCCUGUGACACUAUGGGUAGUGCAAAGCUUGCCGGUGUGUCGAGCGAGGGUGGUGAGUGUUGGGCUAGCAGUGAUUCAGAGGUCGAACAGACCAGCAGCUUGGCUGGUGAUUCUGAGAAGGAGGCCGAUCCGGAGCGUGAGGAGAGGGAACGUGAAGAGCGUCUGCGGGCGGCGGGCGUCCCCAUGAACUAUUGCGUCUACAUGGGGGAGGACUUUUGGCACUGCCAUACUUGCCAGAAGACGUUCCGCGACGAAGACAUGCCGAGUGGAAUGGAACGAUAUCUGGUGGGCAAGUACGCUGUUCUCCGGGAGAAGUUCGGGCGGCCGUGCCCUGAGGAGUGGAACAACGAGUGUGGAAAGCUCGUGCGGACUGUCGCGAAGGUCCUCGGAACUGAGCACUGGCUGUAUGCAGCAGGCCAACUGUUGCUUUCGCAGCUGUACCUGGGCAUGUGGAUGGGUGGCCUCGUGAUCGAGGAGGUGUUCUCCAAGGCCGCAGCGCAUGCAGAAACUUUCCUUGAGUUCGCAAAGCGCUCGGUUCCUGAGGCCCUGUCCACGGAUGCAGCACCUCUCAUGGUCGCGCUGCUGCGCAUCCUGCUUUUCAACGGAAAGGGGAAGGAGUUUCUCGAUUGGACUGAACGCCGCGGUGCUCUCACGGUGAUCCGCGAGUCCCUCGGCAAGUGGGACGAGGUGUACGCGGCGUUCGCAACCGCGUACCUGUAUGUGAAGAAAGAAGUGGAACAAGGCAACGAGCCGGGCCUUGCCACACUCCAUCGCUAUGCACAUGCGUCGCAGUACUCCCUUGCGUUGGACGCGAAAUACUACGAGGACAUCGAGAACGCGCGCCGCGCCAAAAUCGUUGAGGCGGAGGAGGCUGCGCGGCUCAAGGAAGAGGAAGCCCGCCGCCGCGGAGCGGAACGCCGGCGUCGCAUUGCUCAGGCGAAGCAGAAUAUCGCUGCUCUGAAGGCCGCCCCCCCUCUCGCCGCUCCGAAGAUCGCCAAGGACGUGACGAUGACGCACCCUGAAGGUAUCGUUCAGCAGUUCCUGAAGAAGAAUGCCGUGCCUGGGCACGAGGAGCCUGCCGCGCGUGCAGCGCGUCUUACCAAACGCGGCGGCGCGGACGUUACCACCCCGGACUGGGAGUCCUGCGCAACAAACGCGGAGCUCGCGGCUCACGUUGCGUACGACGAGGCCAAACGUCUGCAGCAACUGGCUGUCGAGGGCCGUUACCCGGCUAGCCUUGCGGCUCACAUGGGCAAGCCGGGCUCGGCCAACGGCACGUACUUGCCUCUGCUCAUGCUGGCGGAUCCUCUUCAAGCUCGCGCAGAGCAGCGUCGCCAACUGCGUGAGACCAUGAUGCUCCUUGAGCGCGAGCGGAGGAGAAGGGAACGGAUUGCUGGCGCUCUCCGUGACCCCAAUGAGGACGACGAAGAUGCUCUGGACUUCGAGGACGAUGAAAGCGAUAGUGGAGAACCCCUCCAGCAGGAAGCGCCGGAGACGGAGGAGAAAGAGGAGGGAUUCAUCUACAGAAUCCCCGGAAUGCACGGAACUGCUCCCGGCGAAUACGUGACCAUUUCGCAGCUGAACCAUACCAAGGAUGGAAGGUAUCCGCCGAUUCCCUUCUUCAAGUCUUUCUUCUACGUUGAUCACGAGGCGAGAAAACUGGGAAACGACCAGAAGGACAUGUCAGCCGUCACGGUGAUCGGAUGCGGCUCCGGCGGCCCUCCUCCACUCUCCUAUGACGAGUUGAAGGACAUUGAGGGAUUCAAGGAGGUCUAUCUGCAGAAGGAGGAUGAAGAGUACCGCCAAGAGCUUCAGGCACGCGUUAACUACCGCCUGGCCCAAAAGACCGCGGAGGCGGCCGCCGCGCUCCAGGCUUCCAAGGGCAAGAAGGAGGCAAAGGCCGUCACCUUAUUCCGUGAAUGCAUGGGCGAACCCGUGGUGGCUGAGGUGAAACAGCGCUUCUUGGACGGCAAAGGACUCCGCGAGCGCGAGCGAAACACCACUGCCGCGCUCUUGGCGGUGACGAAUGACGCUGUCCGCGAAAUGACUCUGCAUGAAGUGGAAACCCGGCGCCGCAUUGAGCAGUUCCAGGAAGCGGCUCGUCAAGAACACCAAAAAGCGCUCCAGGGACCCGCUCUGCACGCCGUCGAUCCCGAGCAUGCAGGCCAGCGCACAGUUGAUGGCAUCGCGUUUCAGGUGGGGUCUGAUGAGGAGCGUCAAGCCAUCAUGGCUAAUGAAGCGGACAACAAGCUCCGGCCUGUGGUGCUUACGGCUAAGCAGGAAGUCUUGUACCAACUAGAAGGAAACGAAAUCCAACAGUUCGUGGGUGGUGCGCUUUCAAGCAUGUCCCUUGAAAAUGGCGGCAAGGCCGUGUGGGACGUCCGGCCAGUCGCUGAGCCCCUGCAGAGGGCAUCCGACACCAGUGGCCUGGUCGAGCCCAGCGAGGAAGCCCACGUUAUGGAGCAGGAGGCGAUGCCGAAAGACAUGUCUCCUCCCUCUCCACAGGACGUCGCGCUGAAGCUGAAGCCGCUCGACUUCUCUCACAUCCCCCCGCCUCUUGGCGGAACGCUCCCAUCCCUUGAUUCCGCGUUCUCUCUCUCGCAUUCUCAGUACAAGCUCGUCCACCGGCAUGGUCUCCCAGCUGCAGGUGCGGGCGUCGCAGGGGCGUCUCUUGAAGUAGCGCCAGAGCUACAUUUUGAAGUUGCGCGGCCAUAUGGCAGCAGUCUUGCUCAAUCAGGAAACUUCAGCUUCCAGGCAGGAACUGCUCAUCUCAAUGGGACGAUCUGA